AGUAAACAGACAAGCAGCAGAGCAGCAGAAGCACUCUCAAACACUGGGUGCAAAAAGUAUAUGAGCUGUGCAAGUGCCGACGCUGACAGCAGCAACAAAGACACGAAAGAGCGACAAGGAGAAGGCAUCGCUAAGGAGCUGCUGCCCACGCUGACGUCGGCUUGCGUCUGGCUCUGACGGAGCUCUGCUCUGGUCCUAUCCUCCUUUCGGCACCGAGUCCCUCAGUUAAUUUCUGACCACAGCGGGAACGAGUUCGGUUCGCUUCACUUCGGUCAGAUCUGAUCUGAGUUACUCUUCCCCGAUCUGUAACGGAUUCCGAUUCGGUGAUGUGCCGUGACGCGACGUGCCAAUGCACCAUAUACGGAAUGUGAGAUCUGUUUCCACUUCCGGAAUGAACUAUGAAUUCCACGAAUGCUUAGCAAGGGGAUUCCAGUGUUUGGACGGAGGCCUGGUGCCACACAGGUGACUGUGGAAAGUGUGUGAGAAAGACACCCAAUCAGCGACAAAAACUAAUAAAAUAAACAACAUAAAAGAAAUUAAAGAAAGAUCAUAAAAUCGGUUGAUUAAAAACCAAAAACACAUGGAUUAAACAAAUAUUUAGAAGUGAAAAGUUAAUUGCGAAUGAGCUUCGUUGAGCUAUGAAGUUAAUUGCAUUCGAGAUUCAUUGAAAAAGUGCAUAAAUUAACACAGAAACUGCAUUUAAUUAAGCUGAAAACCAACAAAAGAAAACGCAUGGGAAAGUGCAGUCGGUAAACAGUUAGACAACAACAAAAAACAGUAAAACAUUUAUUUUAAUACAAAGAAUGGGAAAUGCAACAAUUGAAAUGAAAAGUGCAGUGGACAAAGGCAACGAUACCAAAGCGUUGAUAAAUUGAUUUACAAAACAAUUGCCGCAGCAGCUAUAACAGCAACAAAAUCAAACAAAAUUUAUAGUGCAACAAACGGAUUUCACAUCAACAGUUGCUGCCACAUAAGCAGCCACAACAGCAGCAGCAACAAGGGCGGCAAAAAUGCCAGCAUCAAGUGGAUUAUAUCGCAACAAGAGUGGAUGUGUCCUUGACAGGAUGCAAAAACCUGCGGCACUUAUUUUUAUUGCAUGCAUUGCGGCAUUUGGCAUUUGCGACCGCACAGCAGCAGCUACCGCAAUGGAUGGGACAGGAACCGAGGCAGAAGCCGCUUCCACAAUGGCGCCGCAGAGCACAGCGGCGGCAGCCAGAAGUGGACAUAGCAUAAAGCCAUCACAAAGGCAUAUAAAUCAAAAUUUAAUUAUGUCACCGGCCUCGGCCGCAGCCCUUACGGCCCCCCAGCCACCGUACUCGGGGUCAGACUAUGAGGGGGAGGCAGAUCCCGAGCCUGUGCCCGUGCCGGAGGCCUACGCCCAGGGACCGGGAGCCAGUGGGAGCAGUAUAACAAGUUUCGAUUCGACCAACUUGAUCGAUGACAAGCGCCAGAGCCAGGACCCACACGCGAAUCCCGAGCAGCAGCAGCACCUACAGCCGCACCCACAGCAGCACUCACGCAUACAGGCCAAAGACACGGCCGGUCCAUAUCCAAUACCAAUGGCCGGGCACAGAUCGGAGCCGGUGGAGAACCAUCUGGAGGCAGCGCACGGAAUCGAUGGUGUGGAAAGUGUGUUCGGUACGCCAAUGUACUUCGGCACCGAGAACUCGACGGUGGUGACGACGCAGAUUGGCGCCACCGCCCACGUGCCCUGCACCGUGCACCACAUUGGGGAGGGCGUGGUAUCGUGGAUACGCAAAAAGGAUUAUCAUCUACUUACGGUUGGCUUAACAACGUACAGCAGCGAUGAGCGCUUCAGUGCCACGCACUUGAAGCAUUCCGAGGAUUGGACAUUGCAAAUCAAAUUCGUGCAGCUACGUGAUGCAGGCGUCUACGAGUGCCAGGUGUCCACUCAUCCGCCCACAUCGAUAUUCCUGCACCUGAGUGUCGUCGAAGCACGCGCCGAGAUCUCUGGGCCCCCGAUACGAUAUCUAACGCCGGGCUCCACGCUGCGGCUGCAGUGCCGCGUGGUGCAGAACACAGAGGCCUCCGAGUAUAUAUUCUGGUAUCACGAUAACCGCAUGAUUAACUACGACAUUGAUCGGGGCAUUAACGUGUCCACCGAGCCAGACUUUCAAUCAUCGGAGCUUACCAUCCAGCGGACACGGCGCGAACAUUCGGGCAACUUCACAUGCGUGGCCAGCAACACGCAGCCGGCCAGUGUCCUGGUGCACAUCUUCAAAGGCGACAAUCCGGCGGCCAUGUAUCACGGACAUGUGGGCGGCUCCACGAAGACAAUGCAAUCUCAGCUGCAUAUGAUUAUGAUAAUCAUUUCCACCGGCUAUCGGAUAUUCCACACGAGUGUGUAUAUGAAGAUCUCGUAAGAGGCAUCGACAUCCCCAAAGGAAGAGCAGCCCGGACAGGCAGAUGCAAAGGCAAAUGCAAAUGCAAAGGCAAUGGCAGCUGCCCAAAAUAAUGCAUUUGCAACUAAGUGGAAUCUUAGCCCUAAUCUUACACUAGUUAAUUCUUUCUCUCUCUCUCAUACGAUAUCCAUGGAGGCCAAGACCACAUCCGAGCAUACGUACUAUUGUCCCAGAAUCAAACCCUUAGCUAUACAGAAACAAAAUCAAGCUUAAGAACUCUAUAACUCUCUAUAUACAUACAUACUCGUAUAUACAUGAUGCCAAGCCAUCAAUCAACCCCUUUCUAUGUUCAUGUGUGUGUGUGUGUAUUUUCUGAAUGUCAAUGUGUUAGUGUAAGUUUAAGUGACAGACUCCACACUUAUCAACAGAAGACAAGUCGCCCAAGAAGCGAUCCCACGACGGAGGAGUGCUCCCAUCCAUAGCAGACAGACGAACAGAGAUAGACAGAGAUAGAGCGACAAAACUUGCAGCAUGCAACAUAUAUAAAAAAUAAAACAGGAAAAACUUUGCAAAACUAUCAACUCCAUGCAUAUACAUACAUAUUUGAGAGGGAAAGAGUGUUCAUGAAAAAAAUCCAGAGUUUUAGGCAUUCGCUCUGGCAAACAGAAAAAGUUGUCAGAUCAUUUUUUCAUACAUAUUUCAUAAAAAUGUAUUAUUAUUUUUUUGAGUAAGCCCUUAAAUUCUUCGCCUAAAUGUCUGCAAAAAUAUCUUCGACUAGGGCGAACCUCUUAAGUCCAAGGCAAAACAAUACUUUUUUUGAGUAGUGCAAAGGCACAAUGAGCUUUUAUCUAAUAUUCGUAUAUGUGUACUAAUCUCUGAACCAGAUACUCAUAAACUGCUGAUCAAGUGGUUGAAGUAGAGUAUCUAGCAGACCAUAGAUGGAGUCACUUCCAGAUCCAAUGAGAAGAACUGACCGAACUGUAGUGAGGACCCCCACACAGUGUGCAUUAUCCUUCCGUUUGACGUAAGGCCCCUUUUUGGGUUAAGAACUCUGUUUCAGCCACUGCAGUCACAGGCAGCCUCAAGUUCCAUCAUUUGGUAGUAGAUGAUUUAUUGGGGGAAAUGUACAGAGAACCAGAGAACCACUCAACUGAUUAGAACGGAUUUUACUUGCGGAAUUUGAUUUAACUCGGAGAAGGAAGGCUAAGCGAGAAGAGUACAGAGUUAAGCUGUAAAUAAAUUAUUUGGUAAAAGUUAUGCAAAAUUAGAAAACUGUUACCAUUAAGUGUGUGUGUGCAUGCAACAUUAAAAAAAAGAUAGGGAAACGAAUGAGAGUAGAUGGGCGACGGAAUAUGUUGGACAAAAGUUGUUAAUCAAAAGAGAAAUAACCAAAAAUGAGAACGAGAAAACAUGAAUCGCGUAAUCAAAAUAAACUACAAGUAAUUGUCUAAAUUAACGCAGAUAUUCACUAAAGUAACUUUUAAUUAGUGGACAAAACUUUUAACAGUCUUAGAGAUGUGCAAUACGAGUACGAUGACGAGUACUAUGAAGAGUACGACCUAACUAAAGAGCGAACGGAGUUCGAUCAAAAUCGAAUCCAAUGCGCGGUUGCUUCUGCAGCUGCAGCUGCGGAAACUCCAUUGAAUAUGUGGAUGUGUAAAUAGUUGAGCAGCUGCAGAAAUGAGAAAUUCUAGCCACUAAGUCUGUGUAGUUAAAUGUAACGUAAAUUACCUAAAAAACAAAAAAUAAAUUAAAAAACACUAAAACCAAAAGAAACGAACAAAUAAAACAUAAUACAAUUAU
This is a messenger RNA of Drosophila obscura, 4166 nucleotides long. RefSeq lists its product as uncharacterized. Gene Ontology annotation, cellular component: neuron projection membrane. The record is from RefSeq and is a predicted model, not a curated record. The transcript has 7 exons. Gene Ontology annotation, biological process: synapse organization. NCBI's taxonomy places the organism in Eukaryota, Metazoa, Arthropoda, Insecta, Diptera, Drosophilidae. Bases 1011 to 2384 code for a protein of 457 amino acids.